GAACAUAUUAGGGAAGUGUGACCGUUUCAAAUAUAUAAUCACUAAUGACAGAUGUAUGCCCUUUGGCCAUCAGUAACUGACCAGAAACAAAAGACAAAAGCACAUAUGCUAUAUCAAUUAUAUUGGCAAUAAGUACCACAUGUGUCUGGGAGAUAUGACCUCGGGAACUGGCCAGAAACAAAAGACAAAGCACAUAUGCUAUAUCAAUUAUCUAAGCACUCAGGACACUCUGUGUCUGGGGACUCUUGACCACAGGAACAUGAUCAGGGACAAAAGCAUAUACAAAUUAGCAACAUAUGUUUAAAUGGUAUCUAGUCUAAUUAAUUAUAAGUUGAGGGGGAGUGUUAAAUAUGGUAAUAUCUAAAACUUAUAAUUUAAGCAGACCCAAUAGCAGUGCAGAUAGUUUUGGGGCGUAAUUUAGGCCUAGCCAAUCGCAAAAACAAGGCAUCUAUGGGCGGUAAUACAGGAUGGCCAUAAAUACAGCGUACCAUGAGACCUGGACAAUACAAAAGUUUUAUUCACAGAAACAUUUUUCUGACGAUAAAAAAACAAGAUGUCUCAACACAGCGCUAAUAGCAUGUUUAACAACUUUGGGGACAUUACAGAUUCUCAGUUAGCGGCUGUUAUGGAUGUUGUAUUACCACCAUUGCCCUAUUCACAAACAGAAGAUAUUUUAGGACUAACAGCUAGAGACCUAAACAUUCUUGACUGUGCAACUCUAAAAGAGCCCGACAUUGAGAUCAUUGCGCAUAAUGUUGAGAGCCGUGCAACACACAAAAAACCAUCACAGACUGAAAAAAGGGGGAAAACAUUUCGUAAAAAAAUCAAGGCAAAUAACGCAUCAGAAAAGGAGAAUAUUCCCCCUGUAGAGCGUGUUUUGAUGCCUUCAGCCCCACGUAAAGUAACCCAAGCUGAAAUACACAAUAGAACAACUAAAACAUCUAAGAGAAGUAAAACAGGCCAGAUAUCUGAUACAAAAGAAAGAAGAGCAACCAAAAACAUCACAAAUCCUGUUGUUCCUGGACUCCACAAAACAGAAGUCGUUAAAUCAAAGCCAUUACUAAAAAAUGAUUUUAAUGGAUCAAUAAGGACCUUGCCAUUGUCUCCAGUUUCUAAUCUUGAUGAAUCUACAUCACAAGCUGUCAAGGGUGGUGAGUCAGCAUGUAUAAUACCAAGUAAUGUUAUCAGGUAUGUUCCAAAGCAGUCUGUUAUACAGAGCACACCUUUAGCUGGUAGGGGUGUAAGUAAUGUGAAGAGGCAACUCACAUAUGAAAAUACCCCACCUGCUAAACAAAAACGCGUCGCAGAAACACAAACAGAAAACAGUUUAGAUGUUGCGUUACCAGCAGAAGGCCUGUAUACUCACAUUUUACAUUUUACAGGUCUUAGAACUUGGAGUAAAAAAGUACAGAGUGCAUUGAGUCAUAUGGGGAGUCUAAACCACAGAUGGCUUAACAUGGUUAAUUUUUUAGGGCACCUUAACAGACAGGCCAUGGCAUUAGGUAGUACGGCGCCUGAAGAGUCUAAGGGUGCAGAGAUAAUAGCUGUUUCUGAAAAGUACACAAAAUUAAGUAAGGUUCUUAAGGCUUUUGAAAAAGAAAUAGGUGAAACAGCAUGACUAAAAAUGGUUGGUGGUGGUAGGUUAGAAAAAUUUCCCAAACUGUCUGUGAACAGAACUAAAACUAUCAAUCGGGCUGUUAAAAUGUUAAUAAGUGCCAGGGCUUCUUUGAAGGCUAGGGCACAUAGACGUCUUUGUUGUAACAAUGCAAAUCUGCAUGCUACAACAUCGACUUCUUUACCCAUUCAAUCAGGGGUCCUCAAAACACAUGACACACCACACAAAUCUGAUAGGUUACAAAUACAGGCCACGCAACAGAAUAGUGGGCGCAGUAAUGUACAGGACAGUGACCAAAGACUGUGUUUGGAAGCUGUUAAUGCUGAUCAUGAUCAAAAUACUGGUGUAUAUUUAGAUGCUAUUUACCAUCAACAGAGAGACCUAGCCAACUUUAACGGUGUUAUGUAUAUUGACCAUUUUAGAUUUAUAAACUUAGACAGAAUACACUCAUUUGUGGAUGCUGUUAAUGCUGUGCAUUCCAGUAUUCAAAAUUUACUGAACAGAACCUUACCAGACAUAGCACCAGGAGAUUUUGUACAGUUGCGUCUUGAGGGUGGGAAUGCUUUUGACCCUGUAUAUUCCACAAAACAGUCUAGUGAAGCUUUUAAUGCUGACACUUUUUUGAAUUGCAUUGCGAAUGCUUUACAGAGUAAUGCAGAAUGUCUUGCUGGCAAUUCUCUAAAACUUGUGGUAGUUGUGAUCAGGAAUAGGCGCGGUGGUGUGAAAAAACGGUUGCGUGCAAUCCCUUACAGCAAAAUUAUCAGUGGUAAAAAGCAAUGGUUGUAUGAUUUUAACAAUUAUACUACAAAUCUGUGUCUGGCAGCCAGUCUAUACGCCUUGAUGGAUAAUGAUGAUGUCGGUGAUGCCGUUUUACUAGAACGUGCCAAACAGUUACACAGGGUUCUAGACAUACCAGAGGAUCAGCUAGUGUCUUUUAAUGACAUUGCGGAGUUUGAAAAUUACUUAAACGUUAACAUUAAAAUUCUGUAUUUCAGUCAGGGGCGCUGGCAGUUUUAUCAUACAGGGGCGGCAUCCAGAGAAAAGAUUUUAUUUGUUUUACACCAUGAAAACCAUUAUUAUGGUAUUAAAAAUGUGAAAAGUUUUAUUGGUGAGUCAUACUUUUGUGAGAGAUGCAAUUCUGUGUAUCACCACAAGAAUAAUCAUGGCUGUCAGCAGUUUUGUAAAGCAUGUCAUAGAAUGGAUUGUAGGGAUGAAAUAGGUAUUCAGCCUAGGUGUUUUAACUGUCGUGUGUUUUGUCGUUCAAAAGACUGUUUGGAAUUGCAUAGACAGCUGGCUCUUGAUGACGAGAGCAUUUGUAGACUUAAAACGUUUUGUGACUCCUGCUACCGAUAUGUGUGUAAUGGGGAUGAGCAUAAAUGUGGUGGGCUGCGCUGCAGUGUGUGUGGUGUGCGUGUUGGGAAAUUUGACACACACAUUUGUUACAUGCAAAAGUGCAAAGCACAAAAAAGGUGUGAAAAAUACAUUAUCUAUGAUUUUGAAUGCAUGCAGGAGACAGGCACACACAUUCCAAAUUACAUCUAUGCCGCAAACUUGCACGGUUCCCCCGCUUGGGAGUUUGAAGGUAACGACUGUGUGCAAAAAUUUGUCCAGUUUUUUACUAGUGGCGUAUUUGACCAUUACACAUUCAUUGCACACAAUGCAGGGAGGUACGAUUCGUAUUUUAUUGUUCAAGAACUGAUCAGGGAAAAACUCCAAAUACAAAUAAUAAAUCAAGGGGGUAAACUGUUGUGCGUAACACUACCUGAUUUGAAAAUGCGGUUCAUAGACUCUUUAAACUUCCUGCCCAUGAAGCUCAGUAAAUUACCAGAAGCUAUGGGCUUUUCAGGGUCCAAAGGUUAUUUUCCACAUUUUUUUAACACAGAGCAAAAUCAAAACUAUAUUGGGCCCAUGCCAAGCAUCAAAUUUUAUGGUACAGAUUACAUGAUGCCUGGUGAGAAAAAUGAAUUCAUGACAUGGUACACAGAACACAAAGAUGACACAUUUAAUUUUCAGAAAGAACUAAAAGCAUAUUGCAAACAGGAUGUGGAGGUUUUAAGAAAGGCCUGUGAGUGUUACAGAGACAGGAUCAUGGCAAUGACAAAAAAGAAACGUACAUAUUACUGUAAGCGUAAAAAGAGGCGUGUUGUAGUCCGUAGAUCUAUUGAUCCUUUUCAACUUGUUACACUGGCGUCUGUCUGCAUGGCUAUGUACAGAUUUAAAUUCAUACCAUUAAACACUAUAGCCAUUGUACCAGGAGACAAUUACCACAAGACACAAAAACGUUUUUCUACACCGGCUAUCCAGUGGCUUUUGUAUGUAGCACAUACAGAAAAUAUUCCUAUACAGCAUGCAUUAAGGGGUGGUGAAAGGAGGGUUGGAAGGUACUUUUUGGACGGCUAUGCUUUUGUUGAUGGUAAGCACGUUGCUUUUGAAUUUCAGGGCUGUUUUUAUCAUGGUUGUCCUGUUUGCUACAAUGAGGCUGACUCCAAUGAUGUAACAAAUUCAACAUACGGACAAUUAUACUACACAUUUUUGGUUAAAAAAAGAUAUCUGCAAGAAUGUGGCUUUAUAAUUCGUUUGAUGUGGGAGCAUGAAUGGCAUGAAAUGCUUGAAAAGGAUGAACGGCUUAAAGAAUUUAUCCAUAAAAUGCAGUUUCCAAUACCCCUGGAUCCCCGUGAUGCGCUUUAUGGCGGUAGAACAAACGCUAUCAAACUGUAUCACAAAGUAGAGGAUGGUGAAAACAUAAAUUAUUAUGAUUUCACUAGCCUUUACCCCUUUGUUAAUAAAACCAAGACCUAUCCAGUUGGGCACCCAAAAAUAAUUUACGAAAAUUUUGGUUACAUCAAAAAAUACUUUGGUCUUGCUAAGGUCAAAGUAUACCCACCAAGGGAUUUGUUUUUUCCAGUCUUACCUAUGAAACUGAACAAAAAACUCAUGUUCCCUCUCUGUUACACAUGUGCUUUGAAUUGUCAGGCAGAACUAUGCACACACUCUGAUGAGCAGCGCUCUCUGACUGGUACGUGGACGACUAUGGAACUAGAGGUAGCUAUAGAAAAGGGUUACAGAAUAGCACAAAUCUAUGAGAUCUGGCAUUUUGACAAUUCCAGCAAUGACUUGUUUACACAAUACAUUAAUCUACACCUCAGGGACAAACAAGAAGCAUCAGGUUAUCCAAACUGGUGUACUGAUGCGGCCAAGAAAAAACAAUACAUUGCCGCAUUUUAUGAAAAAGAGGGCAUACAGUUACGUGCUGAUAAGAUAGCCGUAAACCCUACAAAACGUCAAAUUUCCAAAUUAUUUCUCAAUUCAUUGUGGGGCAAGUUUGGCCAGAGGUCUAACCUACCACACACCAGCAUUGUCACAGACCCCGAUGAACUUUUUAAGUUAGCAUUUCUGCCUUACUAUGAACUUUCUGAGGUUAAUUUUAUAAAUGAUGAGACAGCUGCUGUAAAUUGGAAAUACAGUAAGGAACGGUACACAAUCAAUAAAAACACCAACAUCUUUAUAGCCUGUUUUACUACAGCAUAUGCCAGACUAGAAUUAUACAAACUUCUAGACAGGCUACAAGAAAGGUGCCUCUAUCAUGACACAGACUCUGUUAUUUUUGUGAGUAAAGAAGGUGACUGGAAUCCACCACUGGGUGAUUAUCUGGGUGAACUGACCAGUGAGGUGCCAAAUAACACACAUAUCACAGAAUUUGUAUCUGCAGGGCCCAAGACAUAUGGUUACAGGCUUAACACUGGUAAAACAACCUUGAAAGUGAAAGGCAUAACGCUCAAUGUUGCUAACACCCAGGUUAUUAAUUUUGACAGCCUGAAAGAUCUGGUUCUGGAUUACCCACACAAUACAGAUGUUAAGACGCAAAAGACAAUAGGAACAGAACAAUCUGGUAUUGUCAGAAACAAGAAACGUUGGCAGAUAGAGACCAGGACACUACGGAAAACACAAAAGUGUGUUUAUACAAAGAGACAGCUGUCAAACGAUUUUACAACAUUACCUUUUGGCUACUAAAUAGAGGCCAUGGAUACACGGCUUCAACAUCCAUUCUCCUGUAUUUUAGCAGGACCAUCAAAUUCAGGGAAAAGUUAUUUUGUAAAACAGCUAUUAGUCAAUGCUGAGACACUUUUGUCACACAAACCUGAUAAUAUUGUUUGGUUUUAUGCAUGCUGGCAAAAAUUGUAUGAUGAAUUAUCUUCUUCAUUUCCCCAUAUUAGGUUUAUUGAGGGUCUGCCUCAAACAUUUAUGGAUGAUGAUUUGUUCCCUCCUGGUAAGGUAAAUUUGACAAUUGUUGAUGACCUUAUGGAAAGUGCUAGUGAGAAUGUUGAAAUAGAAAAAGCAUUUACCAAGUAUGUGCAUCACAGAAAUUUAAGUAUUAUGUAUCUUGUGCAAAAUGUGUUUUGUCAGGGUAAGAAAAGCCGGACAAUAAACUUAAACACCAAAUAUAUGGUGCUUUUUAAAAAUCCGCGUGAUAAGUUACAAAUUAUUACACUGUCACGACAAAUGUACCCUGGAAAAACACGUUUCUUUUUAGAAGCUUUUGAGGAUGCAACAAGUCAACCCUAUGGGUAUUUACUAGUUGAUUUAAGAUCCAACACCCCUGAGGAACUCCGGUUAAGAACGGGUCUAUUCCCACCAUCCCUACCAGCGGUGUACGUAGUUAAGAAAAAUUGCUCUAAAAAGUAAGUUUUUCAUUGUUGUGUGCAUUCUUAAUACUAUAUGCAUUGGUGGUAGGAUGUCUAGCAGACUGCGUCGCAACUGGGCCCUUUUAAAAGCCCUUGUGACCGCUAGAGCAUCUGAUAGAAAAUCUAUUUUACGAAAAGCCAGUAAUGAUUUGAUAGCCGCCAUUAGUGAAAUUGCUCUUAAUGUGCUUAAAGGGCGAAUACCUCUAAAAAAGCCCCAAAAGAGCAUUCUAAAGAGGUGGCGAAAAGCUAUAAAAAAACUAAGUGAUAAAAAAUUUCCUAUCAGAGGUAAAAAACGGCUUGUGACACAGACAGGGGGUGUCAUUGCUCCUCUUUUGAGUUUUGCGAUUCCGUUAAUAGCUAGCUUGUUUGGUAAUAAGACUGCUAGCUAAUCAUAAUGGAAAAUGCUGAUAAAAUGUACCUGGUAUCCAAGCUUGAACUUGACAGGCUAAAAAGACCCCUUCCCGCAGUACCUGACAUCCGCCAGAGUGUUACACAGCGUUUAGAUACUGAAAUCAGUGAAAUUUUACAUAGGAAUGACUUAUCAGAUGAUGAAAAAAUUAAAAGAUACACAACUGUGUUGCAGAGAUACUUGGUAUUUGCUAAACAGGAUGCAAAGGAAUUGUCAACUUUAACAUUGCUAAUGCCUAAUAGUACACAACAAACACCAAGUGCCAUCAGUAACGAAGAUAAUGCUGUCCCAGAAAUACUAAGACAUGUAAAUGUCCGUUUCAAGAAAAAUGCAGAACUAUUGUUAAACAAACUGCGACAGGCUGGAGAAAUCACAUCUUGGAAUGAAAGAGGGGAAUUUAUUUACAAAGGUAAAACCCUCCCUGGCUCCAACAUGUUGGACUUGGUACGCACUACCACACAGAGUCACGGAAUGAUCAAAAGCAAAAUGCCGCAUGGCUGGGAUUCUUUUAUGCACGCCAUGGCUGAAUUAAACAUCCCCUCUACAGUUGUUGGCAAUUCAACUACGAGAUCACUUCUGGACAAUGUAAAAAUACAGUUACAUGGGGCUUCUUCACCGCUGAACACUAUGUCUCUUGGACCUUAUAAAAAACAAGCUUUAACAACCGCAUCACCAGGAUUAACACAGGGUAGUUUACUUCCAAAGAAAAGAGGUUUCCCUUUGUUACAGACAACCUGGUUGACGCUGUAAAUAUUUUGUAACACUGUAAAUACAUGUUGUGUUUUAAUGUGAAUAUUGAUUGUAUAUUACAUUUUUGUUUCUAUUCAUACUGUUUACCAUUCUACUGUAUGACUUGUUAUUUAAUAAAGAGAAUUUAAUGGAUAAAAA
Messenger RNA from Xenopus tropicalis (tropical clawed frog), 7594 nucleotides. RefSeq lists its product as uncharacterized. The transcript is spliced from 6 exons. Gene Ontology annotation, molecular function: nucleic acid binding; nucleotide binding; DNA-directed DNA polymerase activity. NCBI's taxonomy places the organism in Eukaryota, Metazoa, Chordata, Amphibia, Anura, Pipidae. Gene Ontology annotation, biological process: DNA replication; DNA biosynthetic process. Bases 1625 to 5626 code for a protein of 1333 amino acids. The record is from RefSeq and is a predicted model, not a curated record.